CGAUCGACUUUCAAACUGGAGGAUGGCUUUAAACGUUUUUACCUUACUAAUGCACGUCAUGCUUUUUAUGGGUAUGACGGUACGUGUACUGGGCUACGACCCGGAGGACAAAUCGUUGAAGGACAUAUUGUUGCCGGAGGGUCAGUUCGAGGCGUUUUACUUGAAAGGAUCGCAGGAGGAGCAACAAAACGCCGUGAGGCCGGCACAUCUUCACGGAUCGUUCCAUCAGUACAAAAACCCCGCUCUCGUCGGCGCGCCUAACAGCGCCGCUUAUGGUUUCCGCUUCGAUGGAAAGCGCCGUUUCAACUACAAUUAAGCCGACGCGCGCCCAGAGACUCGUUUAAUGCAAACGAUUGUAAUAUCUUAAGCGUAUACGUAGAAAAUUGCGAUGUUUCGUGUUACGGCGUUAUUAACGGUUAAUACAUGCAAUGUAUUAUGCAUCAGGUGCUUUACGUUUAGCACAAACGAGCCGAAUUUCUCGAUUAAUUACAUUUCUCUUUUUGAUGAUAUUGUUUUCUUAAUCUGAAGAACGAUUUCUAUCGAUUGCCGUUCGUGAUCUUUUUCGUAAUCCUUCGAGAC
Colletes gigas is the source of this 579-nucleotide messenger RNA. RefSeq lists its product as uncharacterized. Lineage: Eukaryota; Metazoa; Arthropoda; Insecta; Hymenoptera; Colletidae. The record is from RefSeq and is a predicted model, not a curated record. The transcript is spliced from 2 exons. The coding region runs from base 23 to 316 and encodes 97 amino acids.